AUGUCUAGCUAUUCAACUCUCAAAACUUUAGACGACCAAGCCGGUGGGAUCACUUUUCACGACCUUGUGGUUAGCUCCACCAUGGACCAAGCCGUGCAACUCCACCGCCUCGCCUCUACGGUGAAACGGCGUCAUUCUCUUCACAAACACGCCACGUCAGCUUUGCUCGACUGCUUGGAGCUCUACGAAGACACCAUAGACCAGCUCAACCACUCUCGGAGAUCGUACGGUCAAGACUUUUCGGCGCAUGAUAGACAAACCUCGCUAAGCGCCGCCAUAGCUAAUCAAGACACAUGCAGAAACGGAUUUAAAGAUUUUCAUCUUACCUCUUCAUAUUCAAAAUACUUCCCCAUACACAUUCACCGAAAUCUCACUAAAUCAAUAAGCAACUCUUUGGCGGUCUCUAAGGCUGCAGCUGCGGCUGAGGCGGUUGCCGAGAAAUAUCCCGCGACGGCGUUCACAAAGUUUAGCAAACAAGUAAGUCGAGCCGGAGGUGGUGGUGGUGGUCGGAGAUUGAUGUUUUCGGAUGAGAAGUUUCCUUCGUGGAUACCUCAUUCGGACCGAAAACUUCUGGAAGAUUCGGAAACUAAGACCAAAGCCGAUCUUGUGGUGGCUAAAGACGGUUCGGGUCGUUACACAAGUAUUCAAGAAGCGGUAAACGCAGCAGCGAAAUUUCCUCGGAGUAACAAGAGACUUGUGAUAUACGUUAAAUCCGGCGUUUACCGAGAAAACGUGGAGAUUAAGAAAUCGAUCAAGAACGUCAUGGUUAUCGGAGACGGCAUCGAUUCUACCAUCGUCACCGGAAAUAGGAACGUUAAAGAUGGCACGACGACGUUUCGAUCCGCAACUUUUGGUACGUCGUCCGUGCUGUAUAGUGUAUAUGGUUGA
Thlaspi arvense is the source of this 888-nucleotide messenger RNA. NCBI's taxonomy places the organism in Eukaryota, Viridiplantae, Streptophyta, Magnoliopsida, Brassicales, Brassicaceae. The record is from the annotation of a GenBank genome assembly.